AUGCAAACAUUCUCCGUAGACACGGACAAUUCUGUGUUUUUCCCUGAAAGAAAAUCAUCCCCGUAUAUGAAAAGAGCGGAACAUGUUGGCUCUUGCUCGCCACUCCUUGCUCAACAUAGAAAACACUCGAAUGAGUCCCAACCUUCUUCUCCGCGCUAUGCAUAUGAGCCCCCAUUGUAUGAAGAACCUCCCAUGGAGUAUCAAGCUCCCAUCUAUGAUGAACCACCCAUGGAAAUGCAGUACGACAGCAGUGGCAAUUAUCGGGCAAUGUCCCCACAAAAGUCACCUGUACGAAAACCACACAGCUACCUACAGUCACCCAAACAGGUUUCCAACUCUCCGUACCAACAGCUCGUGUUGACCAAACAGAAAUGCUCUGACAGGUUCAUGAGCUUGGACUACAGCCCGGCUGGCAAAGAGUACGUUAGGCAGUUGGUCUAUGUAGAACAGUCGGGGUCCAGUCCAAAGAUGAAAACGGGUAUCAGGCAUAAAUACACACCCAAUACAAUUGGUGGAUCUUACUCCCUGCAGCAUAAUCCACCCUAUAUGAGGGACCAUCGUUUGGAGGUCAAGUCUGGAGAUUACAGCAGCAUGGAGAGUGCCGAACUGCGACACAACCAACAGCAGCAGCAGUUUUAUUCUGAAGAUUCCAUGUCAUGGUCCAGUCAGCAGGACACUAUGUCCUCUACGGGCUACUCUCCCAACACAAGAAAACGGAAAAGCAGGAAACCGUCCUUGUCCCAGGAACCAAACUCGGCUCCGGCUGAUGUCACCGCAGAGAAGGAGCAAAUGAAUGAGCAUAAUAUGGUGGAAGAAAGGCCUUCAUCAAUGCCCAACAGGCCGCUGAUGAGCCGGACGGAGAGCCGGUCAUCUGAGUCCGAUAUGCACCGUGGCUCACCCGAAACGUUUCUGGCCCAGGCCCGUCUGGCAUGGGAGGCCCAACAGGCCCAUUUCCAUAUGAAGCAGAGGAGCAGCUGGGACUCUCAGAAAGAUGGCUCUGGUUAUGAGAGCGACGGGGCCGUGCCUCUACCAAUGCCCGGCCCUGUGGUCAGAGCCUUCAGUGAGGAUGAGGCGCUGGCACAGCAUGACGGCAAGUACUGGAAGAGGAACAAUUUCGAUAAGCUUGGAUUUCCACAAAUACUACUGGAAAAAAGUGUGUCGGUUCAAACCAAUCUGGCCUCACCGGAGCCAUACUUACAUCCAUCUCAGUCUGAGGACCUCGGUGCGUGUGCCCAGUUCGAGAACAGCCGUAACAGGAACAUGAUGCCCAGUUCUAGCUGCGUCUUUCCUACCUUCACCCUGAGAAAGCCUUCUUCCGAGACCGACAUCGAGAACUGGGCCUCCAAGCACUUCAACAAGCACACGCAAGGCUUGUUCCGGCGGAAGGUCUCCAUCGCCAAUAUGCUGGCCUGGAGCAGCGAGUCCAUCAAGAAGCCCAUGAUUAUGACCUCCGACCGCAAUGUGAAGAAAGAGGCCUGCGACAUCUUCAAGCUCAUCCAGAUGUACAUGGGCGACCGGAAAUCCAAGGCUGACCAGCUCAACAUAGCUUUAGAGGUUGCCACCAAAGGAUGGAGCAUGCAGGGAUUGAGGGAUGAGCUGUACAUCCAACUGUGCCGGCAGACCACCGAGAACUUCCGCUAUGAGAGCCUGGCUCGGGGUUGGGAAUUAAUGACCAUCUGUUUGGCUUUUUUUCCACCGACGCCUAAGUUUCACUCUUACUUGGAAGGAUAUAUCUAUCGGCACAUGGACCCGGUGAAUGAUACUAAAGGUAAGAUGAAAACCUUUACCUGCUCAUAUUCUGUAGCUGAAAAAAAUAGUAAUUUAAACUGA
Messenger RNA from Staurois parvus, 1830 nucleotides. Lineage: Eukaryota; Metazoa; Chordata; Amphibia; Anura; Ranidae. The record is from the annotation of a GenBank genome assembly.